Molecule: messenger RNA, 3714 nt
Organism: Magnusiomyces paraingens
Lineage: Eukaryota; Fungi; Ascomycota; Dipodascomycetes; Dipodascales; Dipodascaceae
Exons: 2
Coding region: 1-3714 (1237 amino acids)
Cellular component (GO): MBF transcription complex; SBF transcription complex
Molecular function (GO): protein binding; DNA binding; transcription coactivator activity
Source: RefSeq, a predicted model, not a curated record
AUGUCCCUGCAAAAUCCUCCACCGGAUUCUUCAGUUACACAAGUCUCGGACUUUAUUCCAGAUGCAUCCUCUUCCGUGAAGACAGAUUCCCAGCAGCCAUUAUCGCUGCUGCCACAACCUGAGGAACAAGACCAGCAACAACAACAACGACAACAGCUGUCGUCAUCUUCAUCAUCUUCUCAGGAACCUCCUUCAACGAUUGAAUCGGUUCCUCAACAAGGCCUUCCACCGGUUGGCGGGCCUCUAGAAGAAGAAAAACAGGGGCUUGUUUCCGAACAAACUAGCGUGUUACCAAUCGAAACUGAAGAAGAAGUACAAGCGGUUGAAGAAUUAGCCCAACCACACGAAGAGGUUACAACAACUGCUGCAUCUACAAUGACUCCUUCUCAGGAUUCAAUUCUUGUAGAAACUCCACAAUUAUCUGAAUCAAUAGCUGCUGCAGCUGCCGCCGCUGCAGCCGCAGCCGCAGCUGCUGGUUCGGACCUAUUACUUCAACAACAGCCCACCAAUGGUCAAGCUACCCCAUCCGAGUCAUUUGGGGCCCCGCCGGCUCCCACCCAAGAAGAUGGUGAGCCUUUCUCGGCCACACAAACCUCUACACACAGCUCGGACAGCAGUAGGCAUAACAGUGCUGCUUCUCCUGCUUUGCAACAGACAUUUGCUCCGCUACAACCACAACCUGUGUCGACCGAAGCAUCGUCACAUCAUAAUCUUCCUACUUCUGCUAAAACUCCGCGGAGACUUACUACUCAUGCGUCAUCCGCCUCCACUGGUACAUCCCCCGCAGACCCACUGGACCAGAAUUCUUCUUCUUCCCAUAUGAUGGCAUCAUCUAAACCACAAGCAGCAACACCUUCGUCUUCUAUUGUGACGCGCGAUCAGUCCUUCACAAAGACUCCAAUUGCUCCUAAAUUAACUCACACUCCUGGUAGUGUAUUAAUUGCCCCCAAGUCUGUUUCCAAUGGUGACUCUAUAGUCACACCUGUCUCUCACUCUCACUCCAUGUCCCACCCAACCCCUUCCCACACUAGUCCCUCCUCUACAAGGAAACGCCCACAGACAGCUAUGGGAACCCCGUCAGCAGGACUGGCAUCAAAGUCUGUUUCGCUUGGCCCACAAUCUCGGCCUCCUGCUAUCCUUCCUCAUUAUAAUCCUCGCUAUAUGUCUACUUAUAAAAAGAAGACUUCAACUGCCAGCCCACGCCGCAACUCGAAUGAAAUGACUACAGGGUUAUACACAGCUACUUACUCUGAUAUCCCUGUCUUUGAAAUGAUGGUUAAAGGUGUUGCAGUUAUGCGCCGUCGCCAGGACUCGUCUCUGAAUGCCACCCAAAUUUUAAAGGUUGCUGGCGUCGACAAGUCCAAACGCACUAAGAUUCUCGAGCGCGAGAUUCUUACCGGGGUUCACGAAAAGGUACAAGGAGGGUACGGCAAAUACCAAGGCACUUGGAUCCCAUAUGAUCGUGGUGUCAACCUAUGUAAGCAGUACUCCGUCUAUGAUGCAUUGCUUCCAUUACUUGAGUUUGAUGCAUCAAAUCCGGCUAUGGAGAACACUCCAACCAAGGAACAAGCCAUGGCUGCGCAGCGUAAAAAGAACUCGACCCAGCUGGCGCCUCCUCAAAGUUCCUUUAAUGGGUUCCCAUCUGCUCCUUAUGAUCAACAUUUUAUGGACCCCAAGGCUGUUCGAAUGGAGUCGAUGCCGUUACCUCAAACUGGCAUGUUUUAUCAUCCCAGUGCUAGCCAUCCUUCUCCUUAUCAUGGAGGCCAGCUUGCUCAUCCAAGCUACUCUAUGCCACCACAGCACCCAGACCACACUGCUUAUAUAACUGGAACCCCCAUUCGUGGCCCUGUUUUAGAGGAUGGUCCUUCCAUUUCGAAGCGACAGCGCAUGGAUGAUUACGAUCAUGGUACAAUGACGCCUAGUCGAAACAUUCAACGUGAGACUCAAACACCUCCUGGAAGUAACAACACGAUUGAUCAAAUUGAUGAUGAUGAUGAUGAUGACGACGAUGACGAUGAUGAUUUUAUUUUUGACGAGAGGUUGAUUCCUGAAAACAACUCGCCUAUGGAACCUCUUGAGACAAAUUCAACUCCGUUUUUUGAGUCUUCCAAAGAGGUCAUUAAUCACAUUUUCUUAGAAAAUGUGACGGAUCUGGUCCAACUGUUUGGGAGUGAGGAGAAGCUGCGCUGCUUCGCACUCGACAUUCCAUUUGAUGACCAGGGCAAUACAGCACUGCACUGGGCAGCUGCCUUGGGUCGCAUUGAACUUGUCAAGGAGCUUAUUAGACACGGGGCUAAACGGCUUCGGGCAAAUUAUCAUGGUGAAUCUGCGCUUAUUCGUGCUGUCAAUGUGACCAAUAACUUUGAAAAUCACACCUUCCCACGACUCAUUGACUUGCUCUAUCCAGCAAUCCCUCUGGUAGACAAGCAAGGCCGUUCAGUAUUGCAUCACAUUGCAGCCACUGAACCGUUGAAGCGACGCGGUGAGGCAGCCAAGUAUUAUCUUUCGUGCUUGCUUGAGUGGAUUGUACGUAAGGGCACCCGAGGUAGUGUCUCAUGCCGACUAAGCUUGGGGUCUUUUAUCAAAACAGUUUUAAAUAUUCAGGAUAAAAAUGGUGACACUGCACUGAACAUUGCAGCUAGAGUGGGCAACCGCAGCAUUGCACAGCAGCUGCUGAAGGUUGGUGCGGACUCGAACAUUGCGAACCGUGCUGGGUUGAGGCCUGUUGAUUUUGGUGUCAAGAGCUUGGACGUUAAGUCUGAUGCUUCUGCAAGCCAGACAAAUGGGGAUGGGUUAUCGAAUGGGCUUGAUGUUUUGGCGACAUCUUCAGGAGGAUCUACGAAUUCUUCUUAUUCUUCUGCAGUGCAGGACUCGAUUCUCAAAGCCAAGAGCACACAACAAGAGGUUGCCAAUAAUAUUCGGAUAAUUCUUGGAGAGUUGCAAACGUCGUUUGAGGAAGAGCUUGUUGCCAAAGAUGAGAGCAUUCAGCAGUUGCAUGUGAAGCUGCGGGAUUCGAACAAGCGCCUGGACGAUGUGCGGGCGCGGCUGGCGAAACUGCGGACCAUGUCGCAGGAUGUUUCUAAUUACCAGCGGCGGGCGCAAAACCUUGAGAGCGCUGUUGUUGAAGAAGACCAGCGAUUCAAGGCUGAAGAGCAACGUCAAAACCGGCCGAUUGUUGGUGGCAUUGAUUACGAGGGUAAAUUUGAUGCUGACCAGCCGUUUAAGGUCAGUGGGGUUGUUGCAUUGUACGAAGCUGCUGUUAAGGAAGAAAAGGAAGAGGGAGAAGAAGAGUUAGUUUCAGGUGAAGGUGUUGAUGAAGAUAAGGUGCGUGCUCGUGUUAAACAAGAGGUGAUUAAGAAACUUCAGGAGAAUUCGACACAAUCGAAUGGCGAUACAGAGAAAUCUUUAUCAUCUUCCAACAACACUCCUCCACCUUCAUUGACGACGUUACCACCUAAGGCGCAGCUUCGGGCGCGGAUUCGGGCUUACCGGGCGAACGAGCGGCGUCUGGAAGACUUUGCGCAAGAGCUCAAGAGUCGGUCAGUAGGGCUAGAGGAGAAGUGUAGGCGGGUGAUUUCGCUUUGCACAGAUGUUGAGGAGCCUCGAGUAGACAGUUUGCUUGAGCAAUUGUUACAAGCGGUUGAGAGUGAUCCUGGUGAGGUGGAUAUGGCGCGGGUUGCUGGGUUUUUGCGCAAGGUUGAUGAUGAAGCUUAG